This is a messenger RNA of Neltuma alba, 2947 nucleotides long. RefSeq names its product RNA demethylase ALKBH10B. The record is from RefSeq and is a predicted model, not a curated record. Gene Ontology annotation, molecular function: mRNA binding; demethylase activity. The transcript has 9 exons. Gene Ontology annotation, biological process: mRNA catabolic process. The coding region runs from base 598 to 2649 and encodes 683 amino acids. Lineage: Eukaryota; Viridiplantae; Streptophyta; Magnoliopsida; Fabales; Fabaceae.
CGGCCACCAUUUAAGACCAUACACAUGCGUGCUGAAUAAGCCAUUUCUCUAAUUUCACCUUCAAUUCUCAUCAUUCACGCCCACGCACAACAAGUUUCUUCCUUUAACCCUAGAUCUUACAUUCUUACCCUUGAAGCUCCUUCCUUUGCGUCACUCUAACUCAACAAUCUCGCACUCACAAAAGAACUCUAUUGCUCCUGUAAUCCCGCUCUUGGAACCCCAUUGUCAGAUCUGAAUGAUUUUUAAGGCUAUUUACCAUCUCAAUUUCACAACUUUUCCUCACCUCCAACUUGUUUCUUAACCCAGUUCAGCAAUCUUGGCCGAUCGCCUUGGUUAAUUUAAGACUAAAACUGUAUACGUUUUCCAGUUGUCUAGUUUUAUCGGCCCGAAUUCGCACUUAUUUAUUGUUGGGAUAGACGUAAUUCUGAAGAAUUUUGCUGCUUUUAAGUUUAAUUGUUCUGAAUUUUGUGUUUGCUUCUCUCGGAUACACUUGAAUUGUUCUAAAUUUAGAAUAUAGGCGCUCUUACUCUGCCCAGAUCUGCUUGUUUUGGGUAUGCUUUAUACGUGGUUGUAGUGGUGUCUUGGUAGCGAGAACUCAUGGCAAUGCCAUCGGGAAAUGUGGUAAUUCCAGACAAAAUGCAGUUUCCAAGCGGUGGCGGUGGCGGGGCUGGCAGUGGAGGCAGUGAGAUUCAUCAGCAUCCCUACCGCCAACAAUGGUUGGUCGAUGAACGGGAGGGGUUUAUCAGUUGGCUGCGCAGCGAAUUCGCUGCUGCAAAUGCAAUUAUAGACUCUCUUUGUCACCAUUUACGGGCAAUUGGUGACCCGGGUGAGUAUGACAUGGUCAUUGGGACCAUUCAGCAAAGGCGGUGCAAUUGGAAUCAGGUGCUUAUUAUGCAGCAAUACUUUUCGGUGGCGGAAGUGGUAUAUGCACUCCAGCAAGUAGCAUGGAGGAGGCAACAGAGAUAUCUGGAUCCAGUGAAAGUGGGAGCGAAGGAAUACAAGAAAUCUGGUUCUGGUUAUAAUAAGCAACAGGGGCAGAGGUUUGAGGCAGCAAAGGAAGGGCAUAAUUCCAAUGUGGAAUCUUUCAGUCACGAAGGCAAUUCCGUAGUUAAUGAAGGCCCUGACAAAGGGGCUCCACUAACUGACAAACAAGAAGAACAUAAAUCAGGUGGCAAGUCUGGCAAGAUGGAUGACAAGAGUUUAGCGUCGUCUGAGGAAAAAAAAGAUGCAGAUGUUAUAACAAAGCUUCAAAAUGAUGGAAGCUUGAAAAGCUCCGGGCAUUCCACGGGAUCUCUGUCUAACUCAGAAUCUGAAGCUGUGGUUGUAAAUGACGUAAUUGUAUCAGAUUCUAAAGAGGAUGACUUGCAUUUUUCGCAAAAUCAUCAUCAGAACCAGGCAAAGACUUUUGUUGGCAACGAGAUGUUUGAUGGGAAAACGGUGAAUGUGGUUGAUGGACUGAAAUUAUAUGAAGAUUUGUGCGAUGGCAAUGAAGUCUCAAAACUUGUUUCCCUGGUAAAUGAAAUGAGGGCCGCUGGAAAAAGAGGACAAUAUCAAGGAACACAGACAUAUGUGAUUUCAAAGAGGCCUAUGAAAGGUCGUGGAAGGGAGAUAAUUCAGUUGGGUGUCCCUAUUGCUGAUGCACCACCAGAUGGGGAAAAUCUGACCGGAGCCUCCAAAGAUAAAAAAGUAGAAUCUAUCCCUGCCUCGUUUCAAGAUAUUAUUGAGCGCUUGGUAGCCUCACAAGUUAUGACCGUGAAGCCUGAUGCUUGCAUUGUGGAUUUUUACAAUGAGGGUGAUCACUCGCAGCCUUACAAUUGGCCACCUUGGUUUGGAAGGCCUGUUUGCGUCCUUUUCCUGACAGAAUGUGACAUGACAUUUGGGAGACUUAUUGCCUCUGACCAUCCCGGGGAUUAUAGGGGCACUUUCAAGCUUUCUCUUGUACCUGGGUCCCUUCUGGCAAUGCAAGGAAAGUCUGCUGAUUUUGCUCGACAUGCCCUUCCCUCCAUUCGCAAACAACGCAUACUUGUUACUUUCACCAAGUCCCAACCAAGAAAAUCAAUGCCCAGUGAUGCUCAGCGUCUUGCUUCAUCUGCAUCCUCUCAUUGGGGUCCACCACCAAGCAGAUCAUCCAAUCAUGUACGUCAUCAUUUAGGCCCCAAGCAUUAUGCGCCAGCUCCAACAACUGGAGUAUUGCCAGCCCCACCAAUUCGUGCACAAAUUCCACCUCCAAAUGGCAUACAGCCAUUGUUUGUGCCUGCGCAAGUUGCACCUCCCAUGCCAUUUCCUGCACCAGUUCCUAUCCCACCAGGUUCUACUGGAUGGACAGCAGCUCCUCCUCGGCAUCCUCCUCCCCGAAUUCCUGUUCCUGGCACUGGCGUCUUCCUUCCUCCGCCAGGCUCGGGCAAUUCGUCUCAAGCAUUAUCAGCUACCUUGAUCGAGAUGAACUCUAGUGUAGAGAAUGCAACCCUACCAGAAAAAGAAAACGGGAAGUCUAAUCAUAACAAUGCGAGUGCUUCCCCAACAGCAACAAUGGAUGGACAGAUGCAAAGGCAAGAAUGCAAUGAAAAUGGAACCGUGGGUGAAUCUGAAGGAGAACAGGCUGUUGAGAAAGAGCAGGAAAGCAAUGACAAAGUUGUGGUAAGCCAUUAGGCUGGACCGGAUUAGAGGUAAAGGGAGAGAGAGAGGGAGAGAUAGGAAGGAAAGCUUCUCACAGGAAAGGGGUAGGCUGCGAACUUACUAUGAGUUUAAAGCAAAUGUAAAGAGCGGCAACAUUCAAGGUAUCAUCACCAUACGGCAGAGGAGAACAAGGGAAGGAGGAAGAACAUUUUGGUUCUCUUCAAAAUCCUUGUAUGCUCCUGUGCUUUUUUGUUGUCUUGUUAUAUCAACUCUUUUAACAGCAAGGGAAAACCCAUUCUUAAUUCUGAUUUUGACUUUACUACGUUCAAAA